AUGUCCUCCAGAGCCACCAAACGCCGCAGGCUCACGCCGCCCCCCGAAGACGAGCACGACACCGCCGGCAAGGGCUCCAAGAAGAUCCAGAAGUCCUUCUUCAAGAGCGCGGCUGGCUGGAAUCUGGAGCAGGACUAUGAGAACCGUCCACGCAAGGGGAAGAAGGAGAAGAAGAACAGCAACCGGCUGCCGAUUAAGACGGCCGAUGGCCGUGUCGAACAGUACCAGUCCCUCGAGGGCGACAACAGAGAUGAUGAUGCCGCCUCGGUCGAAAGUGACGGCGAAUGGCUCGAGGGCCGCGAGGACGAGGACGCCACCGCCGAGGCCGCCGCCGAACGGCUGCGCCAGGACCGCAGGAAAGAGGAGGAAGAGUCGAACCUACCUGAGCCCGUCCAGAUCCACCAGGCCAAGGAGGAGCUCGCCAAGAUCGCCAUGGCGUUGAACGAGGACCCAGAGGAGAACGUCGGCGCCUUCAAGGCCCUCGCUAAGAUCGGCCAGUCGCGCAUUCAGGCCAUCCAAAAGCUCACGCUGGCCACCCAGCUUGCCGUCUACAAGGACGUCAUCCCGGGCUACCGCAUUCGCCCCGUCGCCGAGGACGCCCCUGUCGAGAAGCUCUCUAAGGAGGUUCGCAAGCUGCGCGCCUUCGAGCAGGCCCUCGUAUCCAACUACCAGGCCUACAUCAAGGAGCUGGCCAAGUGGGCAAAGGCCGAUAUCCCUGCCACGCGCCAGACGGGGCAGAGCAUCUCGAGCGUUGCCAUCUCCUGCGCGUGCACGCUCGUCACCGCGGUGCCGCACUUCAACUUCCGCAACGACCUCCUCAAGAUCCUCGUCAGCAAGCUCUCCAAGCGCAAGAUCGAUGCCGACUACGUGAAAUGCCGCCGAUCGCUCGAGACGCUCUUCGUCGAGGACGAGGAGGGCCGGCCCUCGAUGGAGGCCGUUUCGCUGCUGACCAAGAUGAUGAAAGCCCGCGGCUUCGCCGUCGACGAGAGCGUACCCAACCUGUUCCUCCACCUGCGCCUGCUAUCCGAGUUCGCCGGCAAGGCGUCGCAGGACCGCGUCGACCGGGAGCGAGACCCGGGCGCGCCGCCGCCGCAGUCACGCAAGAGCUUCAAGAAGGAGUUCCGCACCAAGAAGGAGCGCAAGAUGCUCAAGGAGCAAAAGGCCAUCGAGAAGGACAUGCAGCAGGCCGACGCCCUCGUCAGCCACGAGGAACGCGAGCGCAUGCAAUCCGAGACCCUCAAACUCGUGUUCGCGUCCUACUUCCGUAUCCUCAAGAUGCGCGUGCCGCAUCUCAUGGGAGCCGUCCUCGAGGGCCUGGCCAAGUACGCCCACCUCAUCAACCAAGACUUCUUUGGUGAUUUGCUGGAGGCCCUUAAGGAUCUCAUCCGCCACGCCCAGGAGGACGCCGAAGAUGCCGAGGAUGUCGAAGGCGAACAAAGCCAAGGAGCCGGCGGUGAUGACGAUGACGAAGAAGAAGAAGAUGACGACGACGGUCCGUCCCGUAACACAACCCGCGAAGCCCUGCUCUGCACCGUGACAGCCUUCGCCCUGCUCGCGGGCCAGGACGCGCACAACUCCCGUGCUCAGCUACACCUCGACCUCUCCCACUUCGUCACCCACCUCUUCACCUCGCUCCCCUCCUUCUCCAUGAACCCGGACCUCGAGCUGACCUCAAAGUCCCUGCACAUCCAGCCCUCGGCCGCCGCGGCGACACGCGACAACCGCGUGAACCUCCAGACCACCACCGUCCUGCUGCUGCGCUGUCUGACGGCCGUGCUUCUGCCCGCCUACCAGAUCCGCUCCGUCCCGCCGCUACGGCUGGCGGCUUUUUCGAAGCAGCUCAUGUCCGCGGCGCUGCACGUGCCCGACAAGUCGGCGCAGGCGGUGCUGGCACUGAUGCAGGACGUCUCGCACACACAUGGCAAGAAGAUUGCCGCCCUGUGGCGCACCGAGGAGAGGAAGGGCGACGGCACAUAUAACGCGCUGAGCGAGAGCGUCGAGGGUAGUAACCCGUUCGCAACGACAGUGUGGGAGGGCGAGCUGCUGCGGAGGCAUUUCUCACCCAAGGUGCGGGAGGGUGUCAAGUUGUUAGAAAAGGAGAUUAGUAACGCGUAA
This is a messenger RNA of Colletotrichum higginsianum IMI 349063, 2115 nucleotides long. Its product is annotated as Nucleolar complex-associated protein. NCBI's taxonomy places the organism in Eukaryota, Fungi, Ascomycota, Sordariomycetes, Glomerellales, Glomerellaceae. The record is from RefSeq and is a predicted model, not a curated record. Gene Ontology annotation, biological process: DNA replication initiation. The transcript has a single exon. Gene Ontology annotation, cellular component: nucleolus. Gene Ontology annotation, molecular function: chromatin binding. Bases 1 to 2115 code for a protein of 704 amino acids.